UUGAUUUAUAUCUCAUUUGGUCAAUUCGAGGACUGGUGCUUGCGAUUGGCAAGAGGAGUCUCUUCUAUCUCUACGUAUAUAUGUGGUGAAACUGGCUAGGUAAAUAUUUAUUUUACCCACGCCUUCGGAGAGUACACCGUAAAUGCCAUUCUGUAAGAGAAUACAUGGCUUUAUAGCUAGAUUAGUCUAUCAAUUGGGUAUGGAACCUCCUAUCCAUUUAUUUUCCCGGGCAUAAUAACAACUAGGGCCGGUUGAAUCCCCCGUAACCGUAUGCCUGCUGCUCGUCGUGUCCCGAUUGCUUCUCGGCGGUUUCCCCGCCCGUAGCUUUCAACCCAAUGUCAACGUCCUGUACUCCUCCCAACGCUCUCACCACCAGCCAUUUAUUCAUCACAUCAUCUGUACAAUAUCACAUCUAUCAUCGUCUGCUAUUGAUUUCCUAUUUAUCGCUGCCUCUGUACAUAAUCAUGGCUUAAUCGGGCUCCCCCAUCUUCGUCACUCUUUACGCCACAACCACCCACCACCAUGCGCCCAAACACCACCACUUCGACUUCCCCGCUUAUAGUCUUCGACAGCAGGAUGUCCGUGAAAGAUAUAACCGCCGCCUUCACAAAGGCCAGUUCAGUCCUGAACACCGGCCAGCUCGUCAAGGAUGAAUUCUUCACGCUAUUUGAGGCAGUGGGGGCGCUAGAGAUCAUGGAUGAGAAAAUGGACAGCGGAUACCUGGCGCCCGGCGAAACACUAGAUGACGACUACGACGUCCGGCGGCAGCUACUCCCAGCGGAAGUCUUGGGGAUUAUGGACCAACUCUUGAGCCAUGAGGUUGCCUGGCAUUCCGGCCAUCCCCUCCCACAGACGCUGUUUACUUCUAUAUACCUCGAUCGGAUGCUGUGGCCCGUUCCCAAGUCAUUGGAGGAGGCGAGGUUUGACCGUUCGGCUAGUAAGCAGCAGGCGAACUCGGAUCAUAGGAGUGAAGAGGAAAGGCAGGGGAAAGCGGAGGGCUGUUCUGAGGGCCAAUGGGAUGAACUCGUCAAUCUUGUGUUGAGGGCGUAUUGCUUGGCCCUCAUUAAGGCGUGUGACCGUGUAAACUACAAAGUCAGCUCGGAGUAUUUUCAUGAGGAAGAGGAUUUCGUCACACAGCUCUAUAACCGCAGUUUGCUCGCCGAUGUCGAAUCAGCGAGUAUCCAGGCCAUUCUCGACGAUGCCCUGUUCUGGCUGGAAACGCAGAGGCAGGAACAAAAGGACACCAUUGACAACGCUCUCUUCGAAGCUCUCGUCCACCGUCUUCUAUUCCGCCGAGAGCUCCUCUCUGGUCUAGAUAUGGAUACGGUGCCUGCCAAACAGCGGUCCACGCAGCCCUUCCUGGCCGCUCUUCGUCAACUUGGUAGAAUCGAGAAGUCGAUGCACCUGGGCAAACCGGUGCCAGAGGCGUUUAGCUUGAAGAUCCAGCGCCGGUUGGCAAGUACCGUGCCACCUAGGCCGAUGGUUCAUGUUAGUGCCGCAGAUGCUAUUGCGCACAUGACGCGGUUUUGUCAGGAUGCGGUGGAUGUGCAGCAGAUUUUGGAAUAUCGGGGGCCUUAUAAUUUACAGACAUUGGUUUGGACGUUGCAAUCUCGCAAACCGCAGCCAUGCGUCUAUAUCCGAUCUCUUGUUCAGUCGCUUCUCGUACAUGAUAUGGAGAUCUUAGGCUCGGUGGCUGUGAAAGAUUUCUUCUUUGAUAGUCUUGCUGAACUUGUCUUGCCCUAUAACCAGCUGCUGGACCGCAAGAAUGAGGAAGUGGAGGCACCGUCGGAUUCCCGGUUUCAGAUCGCAAAGCAUAUGAAUAAUUUCGUUAAAAAGGCUGCUCAGCCGUUUGUCGAUACCUAUCGGACUGCGUGCUUGAAUCGGUGUCGAGUUCGCCGCACGCUCUGCCACUCCAUUAUUGAUUGGGAUGCGCUACAGGCAGAGGCCGAAGAUUUCGAUGUCCAUCUGCGCACUUUAACUUUGGAGCCACACAUUAUCCUCCAUGGCAGCGAACCCACCUACGCCUAUCCGCUAAGUAGCUGGGCAUAUCAUGAAAAGCUCCGCCAGCUCCGUCUCAUCCUCCAACUGGGCUUCGAACUUUCGAUAUACUCCCCCGAAGAAAUGCCAGGGAUGUACUGGUACCUUUCGCACCUCUGCUCAACACAUCUCGCUCACCUCGAUCGCAUCCGUUCUUGUGUACUAGCUGCAAAUAAGAGAACCGCACCAUCCCCAUCACAAACACAAAUGCAACAAAACCCUAAAUCGAAUUCCAACGCGACCGCUGCAGAGCAGCACCGACAGGCCUUCCAGAAAACAAUCUCCCUGCUCGACAGACUCACAACCGAACUCAUCGCCAUCGACGCCUUCGCCAUCGCCUUGCACGCCCUUUACGUCCUCCUAGCCCGCCACCAGCUACUCCCAUCGAUAUACCUCCCCUCCUCCACUCUCUCCGCACAUAAACAGACGCAGACCCAAAGACAGCACCCCACCUACUCCUCCGACCGUCUCCGCUACGAACUACGCAUGAAACCCUUCCUUGCCAUCCCGCUACCGGAGCUUGUCCCCUUCGACACCUUCGAGCAGGAGGCGGGGUUAGUCGGGGAUAGCGACGCCGUCGUUCUGGAGAGGGCGUUGCGGGCCGUUGCGGAGGCGAAAAGGGGGAUCGAGAAGUGUUUGGCGGCCGGCGCGUUUUUGGAAGUUGGGGUCGAUCGCGCUGGCGAGCAGGAUGGUGAUGCUGGUGACAACGACGACGAUGACGACGACGACGUUGGUGAGAAAGCGAGUAAGAGCAAACCGAACAAGCUGGACGGAAAGGAUAAGUGUGCCAAUCCAGAAACUGAACCUGAACCCGCACCCCGACUGCUCCAGGAUGACUGGAUAGGUGAUAUGAAAGAUUCGCUGCGCGCGUGUAUUGGGGCGAGCAUUGCCAUUGGCACGGUGAAGAAGGCUAUUUCUGCUUCGAGCGAUGAAAAUGGUGAUCAACGGCCGAAACUGAAUCUAUCCGUUGACGUCCCACCUGUUGGCUCGAAGGGGCGCUGGCAUGAUUGGUGGGCUGUGCCGCGUGUUUCAGAGGUAUUGCCGGUGCGAAGCUUUGGGGGGUAGAGGGGUGUGCAUUGAAAUGAGCAAAUGUAUGGGUUAGUUAGAUGCGGGAUGUUCCUUCUGGGAGAGUGGACAUGAGUUGUUUCUCCUUUUUUUCUCCCUUCCACAAUCAGGGUAUCGUUGGAGUGGGAAUUGGGGAUUAAUUUGGCGACCGAUUUUAGGGCUUAAUCUGUGAUUUUCAUCUAUUUUAUUUCCAUUUGACUCUACUUGUAAUCGCCUUUUCGGCUACAUCGGAUAUAACAGAAGUUUUAAGUCAUAAUCUGAUGUAUUGACAACAUUAACUAGUUAGUUCCAUAUUGAAAUAUACUGUACAAUGCGCCAGCAGUGAUAGAGCAUGGCGAUAAUCGGUACUAUCCAGGCAGGCAAUCAAUUAUAUUACUGAGAUUCCGCAUGUUUAUUUUGCCAUGAGAGCAGAAGGGUAGCAACGCAUGUCGCCGAUCUCC
Messenger RNA from Blastomyces gilchristii SLH14081, 3542 nucleotides. RefSeq names its product amino-acid N-acetyltransferase subunit Mak10. Lineage: Eukaryota; Fungi; Ascomycota; Eurotiomycetes; Onygenales; Ajellomycetaceae. The coding region runs from base 523 to 3102 and encodes 859 amino acids. Gene Ontology annotation, cellular component: NatC complex. Gene Ontology annotation, biological process: N-terminal peptidyl-methionine acetylation. The record is from RefSeq and is a predicted model, not a curated record. The transcript has 8 exons.